Molecule: messenger RNA, 4027 nt
Organism: Rhopilema esculentum
Lineage: Eukaryota; Metazoa; Cnidaria; Scyphozoa; Rhizostomeae; Rhizostomatidae
Source: RefSeq, a predicted model, not a curated record
AACGAGUAUUGUGACUACGUCAUACAUAAUGGGCGGGAAAAAGAUUACUUCAACUUUUGGCGGGAAAAUCAUACGAACCAAAAUGGCGGAGGGUAUAGGCCCCCCUUUAUUUUCUACUCUUCACCGGGUUAUCUCUUCAUACUUCAAGAACAUUGAGAAGGUUGGGCAAUACUACAAAGGUUAUGUAGACGGGGAAGAUAACUAUAAAAACUUUCUCGAUGAUUUCUCUGCUGUAAGUUCAAAUUCAUUUUGCGUGCGAACUUCAGUAGAGAGAAAAAACUAUCACAGUGAGGAUCAGCUCAAUAAUGCUUCGCAAAAUAGUAACAAAGAGCAAGGGGAUGAAGAUCAGAGAAAUGCAGCAGCGGAGGGAGUAGAGGGAAAAGCACCGCAGAGAAGGCUAAAUCGUACAGAAGGGGAUCCAGUUUGGCAGAGCACGCGUGGACACAAUCCGAUAGAAUUCUUUGGCAGUCCAUUUAAAGUAGAAUCUAAUGUGCAGCUCGAAUGUACUUACGGACAGAACAGACAUGACAAAAACAAAGAAGAUUCGCCAGAGGAGAGCAUCAAUAAUCAUCCAAGUUGGAAAAAACGACGAAUGAGGCUGCAAGAUUCGCGAAAACUUGGAUGUCCUGCAAAGAUCUUUGUGCGAUCUAUAACAGUGUACCAAGAUUAUGACAUAUCUGAUAAAGCCAAGACUGAAAGUCGCAGACAUUUUGACAGAUUUACAAAGAAGGAGUGGUUGCAGAAGUUGAAGGAAAAUAUCGGAAAUCCUGAUCUUAAAAUUUUUAAACGAUAUUACCUAUGUGUUCCGGACCAAUGCGCCCAUACAUCGCACGCUGUUGGUGUUUUUGCCGGGCUGGGCCAACCAAUUAACCAGAAGGUGAAAGAACAAAUUCACAAACUGACAAAUUCAGGUGUAUCCGACGUCCAGACAAUGAGAGAGCUGCUGAAAGAUUUUAUCUUAAAUGAUAUGUUUGCACACACCAGCAGAAAGCCAGAUGUACUUAACACCGCAUUCUUUCCAAGAGAUAGGUGCAUUGCAAACCACAUGUAUAUAGCUGCCACGAAACAGAAACUUAGCUGUAUGGACCAGGUAAAUUUACAGCAGAGAAUCAAAGAAUGGGAGCAACAAGACCCUGAACGAAAGUUUUCCUUCCGAGCAAGUAAAAUUUGUGAUGGUGGAGAAGACAGGCUUCAAGAAGACUUGAACAGCCCCAAUUGUGACAAUUCAACCGCAAUUAGCAAAUUCAAUCCGCACCAAAUAAAAUCCAGACAAUUUGAUCAAAAGCUACUCUACGUCCACCAAGAACCAUGGCAGCAAGACCUGUUGAAAAACUACGGUAAUAACAUAUGCUUGAUGGAUGCAACAUACAAAACAACAAAAUACGCGUUACCUUUGUUCUUUGUCAUCGUAAAUACAAAUGCUGGGUACAAAGUUGCAGCGGAAUUUAUCACUCAAGAAGAAAAUACAGAGUCGGUUGAAGAGGCAUUGCUUGUUUUGAAGAAUUGGAAUCCAAGCUGGAAACCACAAUUCUUCAUGUGUGAUUAUUCCCAAAUUGAAAUAAACGCUAUUGAGUCGGUAUUCUCAGAAUGCGGAACAAAAGUACUGAUAUGUGCUUUUCACAGAGAGCAAGCCUGGGAACGUUGGACCAAACGAAAGGAGUCAACACUAAGUCAUGAAGAAAGGAAAAAGUUACUGCGAUACUUACGUACAGUAGCCGACGCCCCAGCAAAUGAUGAAGAGAACACUAAUCCUUUUCAACUUUCUGUUGAUAACCUUAAAUCUACCCAUGUUUGGAAUUCGAAACCUAACGUUCGAGAGUACAUCAACCAGUGGUGGUUGUCUUGCCCAGAACGCUGGGCACGCGCAUUCAGAGAGAGCGAUCUAGACAGAAAUGUUAACACAAACAAUGGAGCUGAGUCUCUAAACAAGCUUUUAAAAUACAAAUUUCUCAAAAAAUCUGCAGAAAAAUCCCUAUGUGCUAUAAUAUCACUUGUAAUCGACAAAUUUCUACCACACUUAUACAGAGAGUUCCUGACAGCAAAUGUAAAAUCAAGAGAGACAAAUGGAAUACGGUCUUACGGCUCAUUUGUCCCCCCAUUUCUUAAAGGGCGACCACGAAAAUUUAUUGAGCAUUGUUUACCUCGAAUAAAAAAUGCUGAAACUGACUUUAACGGGAAUAAGAACUUGCUGCGAACAGAUAUCGGAAAUAAAUUGUUCGAAGUCAAAUCUUCAAAUGAUCAGAAGGUUUACUCCUGCGACUUGAAACUCCCUCGAUGCGACUGUAUGGAUUGGCGCCGGAAUAAGUUACCAUGUAAGCACAUGUUUUACGUCUUCAAAUACGUUCCAGUUAUUGAUUAGGAUACUUUGCCAGCUGCGUACUUACAACAAGACUUUCUGAAAGUUGAUGAUCGGCUUCUACAUCGUGCAUUGGCAGAUUCUGCUUGUCUGGAGGAUGCGACAUUAGAAACUAAAAUAAGGAAAAAAAACUCUGUAGAGAACGAUACCGGGGUCGAAGUAAAUAUCGGGCACAAUGUAGACAAUGUAAAUAAAUACAAAGAGAGAGACUCCCUGGAUGAAUUUGAAAAUUAUGAAUCAUUUCAAAUUUUGAAAUCGCAAUCGGCAAAAAUCCUUCGUCGUAAAUGUAUUUCUUCUUUAGAAACAUUAAAGAACAAGAUCUUCGAGUGUCAUGAAAGAGUUACGCUGAAAGAAACGUUAGAUACAUUAAAUGAUAUGGUGAAAAGAGUCAAUAAAACUCUUCUUAAAGAUCCGAGUCAAAGUAUCCCAUUGACCUCAUGCAAGUCGCAGGCCCUUAUCCAAAACAGGACAGGAACAAAGGACAAAAUUCUACCAUUAAAAAGAAACAACUCUCGCAAGCGCAAACAAGAACACUGGAGGUCUCGAGGUCGCUGUGGUCAAGCAGCUAGUGCAUUUCGCGAGUCAAAAAAGUUCAAGCUGUCCAGUGAAGAUAAAGAAAAAGAAGUCGAAGUAAGCAUCGUGACGGGAGAUCUGGUCAAGUCAGAAAAUGUAGCAAAUUCAACGCCAGUACCCGAAGAAUUUUAUGAAAGUGCGCCUGCAAGCCGUCCUGGACAAAAUGUUGCAAAGCCUACCUGCAGUGCAGACCGGUCAGCGAUACCAUUAUGGGGAGGAUCUAUUGCAACAGGGAACAGAGUUGUCAAGCUCUCCAAUACUUGCCCAGUUGAUAAUUGGCUUAUGCUACUAGCAGUCGCAAAUCUCGCACAUUCAAACGCAUAUCGUGCAGCUUGGAGCAUGGCAUACAAUGAUGAAAUAGCUAAAGUCUUUAGAUUCGUGCCGCUGUGCCAGUAUCUUGAAGCUAAGUUGCACAUUGCCAAAAUGAAUGGAUUAGAACCAGUCAACAACACAAUAAACAUGUAUGGUAAUGAACAGGAGUUGUUUAUUCGUUAUCUCUCAUUCGCCUUUGAGCAUUCGAUUAGAUCCACUUGCUCUAGUCCAGCAUGCCCCCAAGGUGUAUUGAAUAAAACAUUCAAGCUUUUCCCUCGUUUGCCUGGAUCAACGCAGUAUUUAGCAGAUGAUGUUACAUCUUUUGUCAAUGAAUGGCUUUUGAACGGUUCCUUGUCACGCUGUGGACGAAAAAUGCAAGGAGAGUCAUUUCCAAUCGACCUCACAUUUCCUAGUGAGCAGCUCAACACAGAAACCGGAAAAAAUGAAAUAAAAUUUUACUGCAAUGGUCAAAGGUCAUUUGAAGCAAAGAAAUUCAUCAAGUGUGAAAUACCCCCCUUGUUGCCAGUACAAGUUGACCUCCCUAGCAAGAAUGGCAAUCUACCAUUUGAAAAUAUCCCAAUGUGUAUCAGACUAUUGAAUGGACAAAGGUAUCAUCUGGUUGGAGCUACAUUGUGGAGUGCAUCCAUGUCACAUUAUACUGCAUUAAUAAGGUAUAAGGAAUCAUGGGCCUUUUAUGAUGGCUUCAACAAAAACCUGAAAGAGAAAAUAACAAAUCCAGCAACAUCACAAGUGCCCUCAUUUUGUCUGUAUGCUCUUUCAAUAUGA